CGGUGGGCGGGGCAGACGCGCACGCUUUCCUUCCAUAAAUGAACGGAGACCUGUGCAGCCGCCCGUAACGAACGCUUCAAACGGUGCAACCUGAGCUCACUAAACGGUAAGUUUGUCACGUGUGUCGGUGCUCGUAGUCCACGUCCGUCACUAACGCCGGGCCCGUGCGCUGUCAGCAGUCCAAAAAAACGACAAGAAACGGCAACAUGUCUGACAAGAAGGCCGUGAUAAAGAAUGCGGACAUGUCCGAUGAAAUGCAGCAGGAUGCGGUGGACUGUGCCAUGCAGGCCAUGGAGAAGUACAACAUCGAGAAGGAUAUAGCAGCCUAUGUCAAAAAGGAGUUUGACAAGAAGUAUAACCCCACAUGGCACUGCAUUGUCGGGAGGAACUUCGGCAGCUAUGUGACGCACGAGACGAAGCACUUCAUCUACUUCUACCUGGGUCAAGUGGCCAUUCUACUGUUCAAGUCAGGCUGAAAAAUCCAAACCCCCCCCCCCGACCUUCUCAAACUACUUUUAAUUCAGCCCUUAAUACUUUGUGCCACUCUGUACAUUUGCCACCUCCUUUCUGCAGACAUGCUUUCCUCCUGGUUUCCCCGCUCGCUGCAGUCUUAAUUCUUUUUGUUUUGUUUGCCACCUCCGACGCUAUCACCAUCGGGCGGAUGGCGCUUCAGUCGUGCCUGGACUGGUGAUGUGCCAUUCAUAGAAUGUAAAACUACUCUCCAUGCCAGCUCUCGGUCAAGCAUUUGCACAUUUGACAGACUCGCCAUGACUCAAUUCCUGGAUAUUGUUUUUGCCGCGCAUUGAUGCGCGGACCUUGUACAUUGUUUCAUAUGGGUAUGUUGUAUAAUAACUUAUUUUUCAUUAAAUUAAAUGAGCAACAGACAGUUUUUGUUUAAAAGCCUUUAAUUUUCAGCGUCGACUGAGAUUGAAUAAAAAUAGCGAGACUGUUGCUUCACUUAAUAAAGAUUACCUGCUGAGAGAUCGAAGGUUUUGUACAUGCUUGAACAUUCCCGUUUCUGUCAACUUCAUUUGUGAAUAUUUACUGUGUUGCUGUUUGUGCGUUUGUGUCUCUGCAAUGUACUGCGGUGUGGUAUUGUGAUAUUUUCAACAUGUUCAGCACAAAACAAUUUUGAGACAGUAAACUGCUUCAGAAUGUGUAUGUGUGACUUUGUUUCACUUGCAUGUACCAUAUCAUCUUAACAUAGUUGGAUAUCCUAUUGUCAUGAUACACAAGUCUGAUUUUCUCCAGAA
Larimichthys crocea (large yellow croaker) is the source of this 1253-nucleotide messenger RNA. It is a transcript of the gene dynll2b, whose product is annotated as dynein, light chain, LC8-type 2b. Gene Ontology annotation, biological process: microtubule-based process. The transcript has 3 exons. The coding region runs from base 207 to 476 and encodes 89 amino acids. NCBI's taxonomy places the organism in Eukaryota, Metazoa, Chordata, Actinopteri, Sciaenidae. Gene Ontology annotation, molecular function: dynein intermediate chain binding. Gene Ontology annotation, cellular component: cytoplasmic dynein complex. The record is from RefSeq and is a predicted model, not a curated record.